GAGAAGAUUGCUGAUUUAGAGACACUGGCCUGAGCAAGACCAUUUGACAUGAAGAUAUAACUCCAAGGUAAUUAUGGAUCUGAUCAACGCUACUGAUUACCUGCUCAGUGUCUCUACCUUAGUAAGAAACAGCACUCACUUACCAGCUCCUGCCUCAAAAAUGAUCAUUGUCAUUCUUUUGUUCAUGUCAGCUACAAUUGGUACUAUCACCAAUGGUCUCUACUUAUGGGUGCUAAAGUUCAAGAUGAAAAAGACUGUCAACACGCUUUUCUUUUUUCAUCUCAUUCUCUCAUAUUUUAUUUCAACAUUGAUUCUGCCAUUUAUAGCCACCUCCUCCCUUCAGAACAAUCACUGGAGCUUUGGAACCACCACGUGCAAGAUCUUCAACAGCAUUUUGUCUACAGUAAUGUUCGCCUCUAUUUUCUUCCUCUCAGCCAUCAGUGUUGAUCGUUAUCUUCUUACUCUUCACCCGGUGUGGUCACAGCUGCACCGAACUCCACGCUGGGCUUCCAGCAUCAUCUUGGGAGUCUGGAUCUCUGCCAUUGCCCUCGGCCUGCCCUAUUUGGUUUUCAGGGAGACACAUGAAGACCAUAAAGGAAUGGUGAUUUGCCGAAAUAACUAUGCUGUGUCUUCGAACUGGGAAAGCGAAAAGAUACAAACAUUAAGAAAGUGGAUUCAUGUAGCCUUUUUCAUCGGGCGCUUCUUUCUGGGCUUUCUUCUGCCUUUCUCCAUCAUCAGUUUUUGUUAUGGAAGAGUAGCUAGCAAGAUGAAAUCGAGGGGACUAUUUAAAUCCAAUAAGCCCUUGAAAGUCAUAAUGACUGCCAUUAUCUCUUUUUUUGUGUGUUGGAUGCCCUACCAUGUAUACCAGGGCUUAAUUCUCAUUGGGAACCAAUCAUUGCUUUUAAAGUUGACUGCCAUACUUACAGUGAUAAGCAUUUUUUUCAAUACUGUCUUUUCUCCCACACUCUACCUAUUUAUUGGGGAGAACUUCAAAAAGAUUUUCAAGAAGUCCAUUCUAGCUCUGUUUGAGUCAACAUUCAGUGAGGAUUCUUCUGCAGAAAGGACAGAAAACUUAAAUUCAGAAGGCUACAUUUAAAUUCAGGGGUCCAGAGCAAACGUGAACUUAAUCAAUUAUACCACCAGAUAUAGAAUAUAGUCCCCGUAUUAGAGAGACAUCUAGUCUGUACUAUGUAGUUAGACCUAUGAAUA
This is a messenger RNA of Pteropus alecto (black flying fox), 1209 nucleotides long. RefSeq names its product G protein-coupled receptor 33 (gene GPR33). NCBI's taxonomy places the organism in Eukaryota, Metazoa, Chordata, Mammalia, Chiroptera, Pteropodidae. Gene Ontology annotation, cellular component: plasma membrane. The transcript is spliced from 2 exons. The record is from RefSeq and is a predicted model, not a curated record. The coding region runs from base 74 to 1096 and encodes 340 amino acids. Gene Ontology annotation, biological process: phospholipase C-activating G protein-coupled receptor signaling pathway; complement receptor mediated signaling pathway; inflammatory response. Gene Ontology annotation, molecular function: complement receptor activity; G protein-coupled receptor activity.